Messenger RNA from Callithrix jacchus (white-tufted-ear marmoset), 6441 nucleotides. It is a transcript of the gene ARL15, whose product is annotated as ARF like GTPase 15. Gene Ontology annotation, molecular function: GTP binding; GTPase activity. Lineage: Eukaryota; Metazoa; Chordata; Mammalia; Primates; Cebidae. The record is from RefSeq and is a predicted model, not a curated record.
UUUUUGACAUCUUUUUUGCUCAUUUAUUAGAUGAGGCAGCAAAGAUGAGAUUUGUUGUUGAAAUAAUAUUCUUGAGUUCUUUCUCAGGCAAGUCUAGAUGUAGAUUUGUGAAUACCGCUGUAGAGGCUACUGGGUUAGAAUUUAUCUGCCAUAGAAACUCAUUCAUUCAUUCAUUAAUUCAUUUGAGAUGGAAUCUUGCUCUGUUGCCCAGGUUGGAGUGGAGUGGUGGGAUCUCUGCUUACUGCAACCUCUGCCUCCCAGGUUCACGUGAUUCUCCUGCCUCAGCCUCCUGAGUAGCUGGGAUUACAGGCACCUGCCACUCCACCCAGCUAAUUUUUCUAUUUUUAGUAGAGAUGGGGGUCUUGAACUCCUGACCUCAAGCGAUCCACUCAUCUCAGCAAGUGCUGGGAUUAUAGGUGUGAGCCACCGCACCUGGCUGAAACUCAUUCUUUUAUUGGGAAUAAUUAAUUACUUAUCCUUCAUUCCAAGGUAUGCCUAUGUCUCACGAGUUUAUAGUUAAAAUAGUUUCUUGCAAACUAUUUUAUACAUCAUCUAUACAGGGAAAUAGUAUAAUUAUUUAAAAUUUAUUACUAGUUCAUAUACUGUGAUCAAAGGAAGUUUGGUUAUGCUUUUAAAUAUCUCUGUGUAUCCAACUCCUAGUAAUUAGAGGGAAGAGGCCAUUGUUGAGAAUGUUAUUGUUAGAAUGAAUUUGGAGCUGGGGCAAUAGACAUGCCACCUGGUCUGAGGUUGGAUGUUCAAGGAUAAGGCAGUAUUUGUAAGGAUUAGAGGUUAGAGAGAAUGAGGUAAUAUGGUUAGUCAGAAAAGAAGUUACACAAAAUAAAUUGAGGGUUUUCAGGGUAAUAAUUUUAGCAAACCCAACAACAAUACUUGUACAUUUUGGGACUAUGAGAAGGAAGGAGUGGAAAGUAGGUUUUUAGUAACUAAAGAGUAAACAUUUCUCCCUCUUUAAAAUAUAAAGCUCACAAAAAGAGUUAUUCUCUCAUGAUAGAUGCUAGAGCCCUUUCACAUGGCACUGGGGAUACCUACUUUUUAAAAACAAAUGUUGCUCUGUAUUGGUUAGGAUUAGGUUAGGCUGUGAGAGACACAUAAAAUAUUUAAACCAUUUAGAGGGCUGGGUGCAGGUGGCUCAUGCCUGUAAUCCCAGUAUUUUGGGAGGCUGAGGCAGGUGGAUCAUUUGAGUUCGGGAGUUUGAGACCAGCCUGGGAAACAUGGUGAACCCCUGUCUCUGCAAAAAGUUAAAAAAUUAGCUGGGCAUGGUGGCAUGCUUCUGUAAUCCCAGCUAUUUGGGAGGCUCAGGUGGGAGGAUCAUUUGAGCCCAGGAUGUUGAGGAAAAAGUGAGUCCAGAUUGCACCACUGUAUUCCAGCGUGGAUAACCGAGUGAGACCCUGUCUCAGAAAACAAAAAGUUAGAGGUUUCUUUCUAUUUCAUGUACAAAGUCUGAAAGGAGGGAAUGGCAACUCCACUGUCACCUGCAUCUCUGGGUUCUCUUAUCUGUAUGCUGUAGUUCAUGUGUCUACUGUUCUCAUUGUGCCCUCACAAUCCAAGAUUGUCACUGGAGCUACAUUGAGUCUCCAUUACAGCCUGGAAAAGAAGUAGGAAAGGCAGAAGAGCAAAAAGGAGCCCUUCUUAGAGUCAGUUUCCUUUAAGCAUCUUUCAGUUAGAUCUCAUUUUGGAGAACUUAGUUAUAGGACAACACUUAGUUCCAAGAAAAGCUGGCAAAUCUUUUAUUCCAGGUGGUAUAAAGUAAGAUAGUUAUCUUUCAGUUAGGGAAAAUAACUUUUCCAGCUUACUCGAAGAGAGUUGUUCGGUCAUUCACUACCAUGUUAUAAUGGUACCACCUGAGGUAAUUUCCAAAGGUAGAUGGGAAGAAGGGUGUUGGACAAGGUAAUGAGCAUUCUUAGUCUUGGGCUCUGAGGAUGCCAGGGCAUGGACCUCAUUUGUUUUCAGUAGUGUAUUUCAUUCAAAAUAAACCCCAUAGUGUUACAGUCAUGAUAAUAAUAACAAUAGUUGUGAUCAUGAUCCCCAGUAUGAAAUCAUCAGCCAUUUGUUUUGAACAAUAGCACCAUCGAAUGUUUGGAAUUAUUUGAAAGUUUAUAUGGAGUUUAAGUACUUCACUCGAUAGAUUAUCUUUGAGUUUGAUUUUCCAUUGCUGUAAUUUUUAUUUUUAAUGUCCAUGCAUAUACCUUUGGCUUUUCAAUCUUUUCUCUGCCAAAUUCCUUUGAUCAUACGAAUUUAGUUUCUAGUGGUUAUUAUGUGAAGAGGCAGGAUGGAUCUGAUGCCACUUGUUGGUCUUCCUCAACGACUGCAUCUUUGGAAGCCUUUUGGCUACCACGGAAAGUCAGGGAUGCUGUGUCUCUGUCUCCUUGACACAAUGGAUAAAACCAUGAUUGCUGAGAUUUAUGGCAUUAUAAGCUUUAGGGAGAAGUUUUAACUUGUCAACAACAAACCAUAAUAACAGUGUUUGACUGUAUAAAGUUAGGGUUAUUUUGACUACAUACUAAUUUAAUGUGCUAAAAAUAUUUCUCCAGCUAAAGAAAGGAAAAGAAACCAGUACUCAUGUUUGGUAUGCAUGGUUUUGUGAGUGGGCAUGUGUUUUAGGAAUCUGAAUUUGAUUUGGGAGUUAGAAGUUGUAAAUUCUAAGUUGAGUACUCCCAUUGAUAUUCUGAGACCAAGGACCUCAGUCUCCUGUCUAAAUUUAGUCCAUUCAUAACUUUCAGCAUUUAACUAUGAGUGUUUCCCUUUCACAGAGAUUUCUUUUCUAUCCAUUAUAAGGAUUAUAGACAUUUAUGAUCUAGCAAGAAUUGAACUGAAAGAGAAGUGCUUAAAAAGCGACUGAUAGCAGCCAAAGAUGUAUUAUUAAAAUGGGAUAUUAGAGCAAGAUUUGAAAGAAAUGAAUUUAAACCGUUUUAAUAGGUUGCAUUCCUCAAAUGAUGCUCUUAUAUUAGAGGACAAAGUAUCUGCCUCAUAGUCCCAAGGUACAGCCACAUGCCCCAGACUUUAUUAUCUCUGUCUUACUUGAGCUAGCCUAGAAAGCAGUAGACGGAAGAAAUUCAGCCACUUGCUCAUAAGACAGAUGUUGGAAUAUAGCAGAUUUUCUUUAAAGAGGGAAACAAGAGUAAGAGAAAUGAAGACAGUGCUUUGGUACAAACAUUUUGUUGUAAUCUCUUAUUCUUAUUUUAAUCUUAUAGAGAAUGUCUGAAUGUAUCCAGAUCUCAUUUGCUGUUUGUAGAAUUGGGAUUUACACGUGUUUUAGAGCACUUUGCUGCAAGGGACCACCACCUGCACGACCAGAAUAUGACCUGGUUUGCAUAGGCCUCACUGGCUCUGGCAAAACCAGUCUGUUGUCCAAACUCUGCAGCGAAAGCCCCGAGAACGUCGUGUCGACCACAGGUUUUAGUAUUAAAGCAGUGCCAUUCCAGAAUGCCAUCUUGAAUGUAAAAGAACUUGGAGGGGCUGAUAAUAUCCGGAAAUACUGGAGCCGCUACUACCAAGGAUCUCAAGGGGUAAUAUUUGUAUUAGACAGUGCCUCUUCAGAGGAUGAUUUAGAAGCUGCUAGAAAUGAGCUGCACUCAGCUCUUCAGCAUCCACAGUUAUGCACUUUACCCUUUUUAAUAUUGGCCAAUCAUCAAGACAAGCCAGCAGCUCGCUCAGUACAAGAGAUCAAAAAAUAUUUUGAACUUGAGCCACUUGCACGUGGGAAACGCUGGAUUCUACAGCCCUGCUCACUGGACGACAUGGAUGCACUGAAAGACAGCUUCUCUCAGCUGAUAAAUUUGUUAGAAGAAAAAGACCAUGACGCUGUAAGAAUGUGAAAUCUGGCAAAGAAAACGGGCGCCCCAAAGGCCUUGAACCUAUCAUGUUAGUUUCUCGUUUUAAUUUUAUUUUGGUAUCAAGACUAUAAUGGCUUCGGUAUCUAUUUUUCUCUGGUUUUUUCAGACUCUCAUCUCUCUAUCAAAGUGAAUAUUCUGUAGAUCAGAUGAAUUAUCAUCGGCAUUAACGUCAAGUACACACUACUGAGAGAGAAUUUAUUCUCUGUUUACCACUAAUUAUCUUCACCGCAUGUCUCUUCCUUCUGUUGUUCUAAGCAUCUCUUCUAUACUCUGUGUUAAAACGGAUGGAAUUCAUGGCUUAUGGAAAUCAAAUCCCUUUUGAAGGACUCAGAAAGACUCACAAGACCAUGAUCAUUUUCCCUGGGAUUGGGAGUGGAGUAUCAUGUGACUGGGACUCCACAAAAUAUGUAUAUUAUUUUCAAGAUCUCUUGGGGGGGGAUUGUUUUAUUUUAUUUUAUCUUAUUUUUAUUGUUUUAUUUUUGGUAUACUGAGCUUAUAGACUAUGAGAGAAAAGUGAGCACCAAAAACUUUCAUUAAUCACUUUAUCAGGAAGAAAUAUCCUGCCAUAGUAAAAUUGGCUCUGAAGAGCUUAGAGAUAAGUUGCAUAAUGUUUUCUUGAUUACGUCUGAAGUGUCACUCCUCUCUUUUAGGAGCAAAGACAUUGUUUCAGUUUCUGAGAGCAGUUAGAGGAAAUGCAGGUACAAUGCAUGCAUCACGGACUGUAUUGGAUUGAGUCGAGUCUUCAAAUAUUUUUUAAUGGAAAGGUUAGCCUGCAUAAAGUCAAGCUGCAAUGUAACAUAAGUAUCUUUUUUAAAAAACUGCAAGUGUUUAAUUAAAAUAGAGAAAAUAAUUUUAAAAAUAAUAGAUAUAAAUUUUAAAAAUAGCCAGAAAAAGCAUAAUUUAUACUGCUUAGGGUUUAAGCUGGCAUGGAUUUGGCAAAGAUAACAAAGAAAGAAUUAUCUAUAUAUUCAUUCAUUAUGUGCUACUAUAGUUUAUUGGAGUCUGUUAAUGCCUUCCUCUAAUAGUUAAAGGUUUAUCAGCAUUUCUAUUAUAAACCUCUAUUUUCAGGGGUUUCACUGUGCCCUUAAAAGUGUGCUGGGGCUGCAACAAAUAAAUAAUAUUAGGACUCAGAUUCAGUCUUUGGAACUAGUUCCCCCCCCACCAUUUAAUUUAAAUGAUAAAAUUGCAUAGGGAUAAAUGUACAGUUUGCUAAGGUUUAGCACCUUUGAUCUUUUUUAAAUCAGGAAAACAAUCUAUGCAUAUUGAGGUUCAUAGAUGAAAUAUUCUUUGGCAUACUUUGUAGACUUUUGACUACUUAAAAUACUGAGUUGCCAAAUGAUAAAAAACUGCUCCCUACACCUGAGUGAUAAAAAUCUUGUAAUUUUUAGGUAACAGAGACUGAUAUCCAAAUACCACAGACUCACACUAUAUUACAGAAUGACAUAAUACCUGAUAAUUCUCCAGAAGAUAGACUUCAGACCCUUAAUGUCAUUAAAAUAUAGUUUUUGUGGUUUAAUCUUGUGAGUAGAUUGUAAUGAAAUCGUUACCUUGGAAACAUCAAACACUUCUUUAAGCUUCUUUUUUGUAAUGUCAUGAAUCAGGAAGGACCCUUAGUGACUAAUAUACAGUUUUGUCUACAGCAUCCUUGAAUAUUUUUAACACUGUGUAAUCCGUGAGCAGCACAAAACUUUUAUUCUGAUGACCAGUUACACAAUUCCUGUUUUUAUUUUGUCCUGUUGUGCUCAUCUUCUAUGAGAAAUAAAUGAUUAUUAGGCCUUGCUUUCCCUGCAAGUUCAUUAAAUGUAGAAUGUUGUCUUUUUAAGACACCGUGGCUGAGUGCUCCUAAGCCAUCUGUUAAAUGACUUCCCGUGGUCUGUGUGUGUGUGUUCAUGUGUGCGCCAGUGAUGGGCUUCUCCUCAGACCCAUGACUGUCUGCAGCGUCUCAGCCGUCAGAAUGAAAACAUUAUCAAUCAGUACCCAACAACAGCUGUUUUUGACAAGUUUCUGUCUGACGCCUAAUGCUUUACAACUGUCAAUAAGGCUCCCUCUUUGUCUAGCAGGUCGGAGCUCGCCGUCUUGCUGCUUCCCAGCAGCAUCCUGUCCUUGUAACCCUAGAAUUUGCCAUGUUUUGGAAAUCCACGUGGGGGCGGGGUGGGGCCUGAACGGGUGGGGUGGGUGGGUGGGUGGUGGGGUGGGAUGGGGAGGGGAGGGAGUCCUAUUCCUACUUUCGUGUAAAGUGCCACAGGUGUCUUGGUUUGCGUAUUCAAAUAUAUAGGAAAAACAGUCUGUUAUGUAUUUCUUCACUUAGCUUCUUGUUAUAUUUAUGGACGUUUCCAGUUUUUGUACCUUCUUAGCUAAAGCAGUUGCCUUUUUGUAAUGGCAAUUAAUUUAUAUGAUAAAACUUUGUAUCCACUGUAGUCGACAGUAUUGGUUGCUAAUUAACUGCCAUAUUGCCCUUUCUAUUAUAAAAUACUGUACCUGUACUUAGAGGCUAACAGAUUCAUGUGGACAUUUGCCAGGCAAGAACAACAUGUAUUGUUCAUGAUUUCUAUGAUUUCCACUAUCUUCAAAAAAUAAACGCUGAGUAGAA